AUGUCGAUUCCAAGUACGGAAGGCGAGGCAAUUUACGACGUACCAGGCACAGGCAAGACAUGUAAGACGUGGUUCAAAGUCUAUGGUGACCUGAAGUCCAAUGUUCGACCAUGCGUCUUACUUCAUGGGGGUCCUGGCAUGGCCCACAAUUACUUGCUAUCCAUGAUUGAUCUCACGACAAUAUACGGAAUACCAGUGGUGUUCUACGACCAGCUUGGUUGUGGCAGGAGUACGCUCCUACCAGAGAAGAGGGGUGACACCUCUUUUUGGACCCCUGAAUUGUUCCUGAACGAGUUGGAAAAUCUCAUAAAGCAUCUUGGCAUCACGACUUACGACGUUUUCGGGAAUUCCUGGGGAGGUAUGCUUGGUGGCCAGUAUGCACUACGGAGACCCUUAGGUCUCACUCGACUGAUCGUUGCUAACUCGCCCACCGAUAUGCACACUUGGAUCACUGAGACCAACAAGCUGCGUAACGAGCUGCCUGCUGAAGUGCAGGAGAUUAUAGCCAAGCACGAAGCCGAUGGCACUACGGACAGUGAGGAGUAUGAAGCUGCGAUAUUUGUGUUCUACAAGAGACAUGUCUGCCGGGUAGAUCCAAUGCCUAUACCAGUCCUGGACACUUUCGACGUUCUCAAACAGGAUGACACUGUAUAUACUACAAUGAAUGGCCCCUCCGAAUUUUGUGUUGUUGGCGGCCUCAAAGACUGGGUGAUCACACCCCAUGUCCACGACAUCAGCGUGCCCACAAUGCUCAUAAAUGGCGCAUACGACGAGGCCACAGACGAAGUUGUAACGCCCUGGUUCAAAGAAUUGAAGCAUGUGAAAUGGGUCAGUUUUGCCAAAAGCAGCCACAUGCCGCACUGGGAGGAGCGAGAGCGAUUCAUGAGAGUGGUAAGUGGGUUUCUGAAGGGGUAA
Messenger RNA from Pseudovirgaria hyperparasitica, 915 nucleotides. RefSeq names its product proline iminopeptidase. The transcript is spliced from 2 exons. Gene Ontology annotation, molecular function: peptidase activity. Lineage: Eukaryota; Fungi; Ascomycota; Dothideomycetes; Acrospermales; Acrospermaceae. Gene Ontology annotation, biological process: proteolysis. The record is from RefSeq and is a predicted model, not a curated record. Bases 1 to 915 code for a protein of 304 amino acids.